Messenger RNA from Drosophila rhopaloa, 512 nucleotides. RefSeq lists its product as uncharacterized. The transcript has a single exon. The coding region runs from base 88 to 432 and encodes 114 amino acids. The record is from RefSeq and is a predicted model, not a curated record. NCBI's taxonomy places the organism in Eukaryota, Metazoa, Arthropoda, Insecta, Diptera, Drosophilidae.
AAUCAGCUGUUCGUUUGUUUACGAUUUGCCUCGUUACUUUACAUAACAAAUUUAACAAUUUACCAAAUAAACAGUGUUUGCUAAACGAUGGCGCUGUUUGAGAUGAAGUGGCUGCGCCGCUGGGUGCGACGCAACACGAAUCCCAUUCCGGAGCAUCGCGCAGAGUUGUGGAAACGGCGUUUGAGCAUCGGAUACGCCGUAUUGGCCUGGCAGGCUUUCGGCUUCGUUUGCUACAUGGUCUACACCGGCCGAAACGAUUGGGCCAAGUUCUACGGCUACAAGACGGAGGAGGAACUGGCCCUGUCGCCGGCCCAGCAGUUUGCCAGGCAUCUAAAAGUGGAGGGUAAAGGAAAGAUCAUCCGGAUCUCGGGAUUCCAGAAAGUUGAGGAGGUGCCCUUCGACUCCAGCGAAGUGGAGCGUGUCAAGGAAUAACCGGAAUCUUGUCUAGUCUUAGCAAAACAUCCUUCUUUUUUUUUGACCAAUUAAAGCCUAUGAAUAAGACUCUUGAUGGA